This is a messenger RNA of Rhincodon typus (whale shark), 1393 nucleotides long. It is a transcript of the gene scfd1, whose product is annotated as sec1 family domain containing 1. Gene Ontology annotation, molecular function: syntaxin binding. The transcript is spliced from 18 exons. Gene Ontology annotation, biological process: intracellular protein transport; endoplasmic reticulum to Golgi vesicle-mediated transport. The record is from RefSeq and is a predicted model, not a curated record. The coding region runs from base 41 to 1393 and encodes 450 amino acids. Gene Ontology annotation, cellular component: cytosol; Golgi membrane. NCBI's taxonomy places the organism in Eukaryota, Metazoa, Chordata, Chondrichthyes, Orectolobiformes, Rhincodontidae.
AUUUGAUCAAUAUCUAAACUUUAUCACUUUGGAGGAUGACAUGUUUGUGUUGUGCAACCAGAACAAGGAACUUAUUUCAUAUCAUGCAAUCAAUAGACCUGAUAUCACUGAUAAUGAAAUGGAAAACAUUAUGGACACCCUGGUGGAUAGCCUCUUCUGCUUCUUUGUUACAAUGGGUGCUGUUCCAAUUAUACGAUGUCCUCGUGGAAAUGCAGCUGACAUGGUAGCAGUGAAAUUGGACAAGAAGCUACGAGAAAACCUGCGAGAUGCCAGAAACAGUCUCUUCACGGGAGAUGGCCUUGGUGGAGGACAAUUCAGUUUCCAAAGACCGUUAUUGAUACUUGUAGACAGAAAUAUAGAUUUGGCAACUCCAUUACAUCAUACGUGGACAUAUCAAGCUUUGGUUCAUGAUGUUCUGGAUUUCCAUUUGAAUAGGGUAAACCUGGAAGAAACCCCUGGACAAGAAAAUUCUCCUGCAGGGGCUAGACCAAAGAAAAAAAAUAAAAAAACCUACGAUUUGACAGCUGCCGAUAAUUUUUGGCAAAGGCACAAAGGCAGUCCUUUUCCGGAAGUAGCUGAAUCUGUGCAACAAGAACUGGAUUCCUACAGGACACAAGAAGAUGAAGUCAAGCAUUUAAAGAGUAUCAUGGGGCUGGAGGGAGAGGAUGAUGGUGCUAUUAGCAUGCUUUCUGAUAAUACCGCCAAACUCACAUCAGCAGUCAGCUCUCUCCCCGAACUGCUACAGAAAAAAAGACUCAUUGAUCUUCAUACAAAUGUGGCAACAGCUGUUUUGGAACACAUUAAGGCUCGGAAGUUGGAUGUUUAUUUCGAAUAUGAAGAAAAAUUGAUGAGCAAGUCCACAUUAGACAAGUCCUUACUGGAUAUAAUCUCUGAUCCUGACGGAGGUACCCCUGAAGAUAAAAUGAGGCUGUUUAUCGUUUACUACAUCAGUUCACCGCAGCCACCUUCGGAGGUUGACCUAGAGCAAUACAAAAAAGCACUGUCUGAUAUCGGGUGCAAUCUGGCUCCUUUGAAUUACAUCAAACGAUGGAAAGCAUUUACCAAAAUGGCAUCAGCUCCUACUAACUUUGGAGGCAGUGGACCGAAAUCAAUAAGCCUGCUUUCACGUGUAAUGAACACUGGAUCACAGUUUGUAAUGGAAGGCGUGAAGAAUUUAGUAUUAAAGCAACAAAAUCUACCAGUGACUCGGAUUUUGGACAACCUCAUAGAGAUGAAAUCACAUCCUGAAACAGACGACUACAGAUAUUUUGAUCCAAAAAUGCUUCGUGGCAGUGAGAGCUCUGUUCCAAGAAACAAAAAUCCAUUCCAAGAGAGGUCAUCAGGCGAACAAGCUCGUAGGAAUUACUGUGUCAGACACUGUAAGAAAGCUUAA